[Torrubiella] hemipterigena is the source of this 2122-nucleotide messenger RNA. The record is from the annotation of a GenBank genome assembly. NCBI's taxonomy places the organism in Eukaryota, Fungi, Ascomycota, Sordariomycetes, Hypocreales, Clavicipitaceae.
CAAUUUUCAACUCUACAGUGCCUAUAGGAAGAUGGCAAUGUCCUCCUAAACUUGCCCUCCAGUUGGCAGCAGAGCGCCUGGUUUGCGACUGGCGUUCGUGCCCGGUGCUGUUGGUGGCUGCCGUUGGUGGACCGCGCCCGCAAUUUAGUUGCCCACCACCCCAAAGCAAACAUCUAUAGUAUCCAUGUAUCAAGACAUAGCGGCACUAUUACUCUACAGAUGCGCUGUCCUUGACGGCCUUUUUGAGAAGCUUUUUACUUUGGUCUUACGACUAAGCAUCUAUUUACACUUGUCCCUUUGGAAAUUACAAGUAAAACUACCUACCUUCUGCUUCUUCCAGGCUACAACUUCCCUCUCCAACUCGAUCACACUGGCGCAAACGAUGAGCACUACACAUGCCUACACGGGCGGCAUUUUCCAGAAACCGAUAUAAUGACUCUUAACAACCGUGGGCCGUGGUCUAAGACCGAAGAUGCCCAUCUCAUGCGGCUUAUCAAGACCAAUAGCACUUUCAACUGGGUUUAUAUAGCUCAGACGCUCGGCUCACGCACCCCAAAGCAAUGCAGAGAGCGAUAUGAUCAAAAUUUAAGGCCUAUACUAAACCAUGAUCCCAUCACCCCGGAAGAAGGUAUUCAGAUUGAGCGCUUGGUAGAUGAACUAGGUAAGCGCUGGGCUGAGAUCGCACGUCGCCUCAAUGGUCGCAGCGACAAUGCAGUCAAGAACUGGUGGAAUAGCAGCCAGAAUCGCCGCAAGCCAAGUGAAUGCCGGCGAACUAGACCUAGGCUUGGCUCCCACGCUUACGGCGGCAUGAACUCUGGUCAACCCUCUCCGACUCCCGUCUCCGCUCCCAUGCCAAACUUUGGUUACCAUUCAUCGCCAUCAGACCGUCUGCUUUCGUGGCCCGUAGAUUCUCUCUCCUCGACCUCUGCGUUCAAAUCACCUCCAAACUCCCGCCGCACUACGGCUGCUAGACUAUCCGUUGUCACCAGUAGCAUGGUUGAGAUCCCUCAACCCAGAGCCUGGUCUGCCACAUCAUCCAACAGCCAUAGCUCUCUUCCGGGCUUGAGUUCGCUGAUGAAUCCGACAAAUAGACUGGAGCCGUCUCAGUACAUAUCACCUCAACCUCUCUCACAAUUAUUAACAGCGCCUCCUUCGCCCAUCUGGCAUGGCAGAGGAAAGGAUUGGCGAAUGAGCGUCUCUGCGUUGCUCGGUUGAGCGGCCUGAAGGAAAAGAGACCUGCAGUAUGCCUCUACCGGUUUGUUUUAGGUGUUGCGACCACAGCCUGACAUCUUCCGCGUUCAGACAAACAAUCAUUUGUACAACGCAAUGGACGAUCAGCAUGAACGGGAUGAACGAGACACAGACGCAGCAAGCUUCUGUCGUACUGAACAUCGGGAUGUCGGGAUGUGGAUAGCAAAUAGCAUGGACAAAGGCGAGGUCGAGCUCCUAUUGCGACGCUGGCUGGACGAAGUAGAAAACCGAUGUGCUGUAUGCUUCGUGUAUUGGUGCAGACUUUGGCCGAACCAUAUGCCCGAAGCAAACAAUAACUAUCUUCACGGCGGGCCUAUCUGCGAGCCAGUGGCUGGUCGCGAAUACCGAAGGAUGCGCACGAAAAUUCAGUUUGCCGACAAUACAUGCUGUUUUCAUUGCAAGCUGCCGUCCGACUGGUGCAAGGAAACCAAGGAUGAGAGAGGCACUAACCAAUGUACCCAUAUAGACAAGGUAUUGCUAGUUGUGCUGUCGGUCUUGGGGGAUGAGGAGCUCUGUCGUUGGGUUAUAGAUAAGUACUAAAUCGAUCCAAGGAAUAAAACCACGUGGUUUAAUGGCUAUCUAAGACGGUUAUGUUUCACGACACUAACGGAAUAAACAUGUACUUGCUAUGGGAGGCGAUCAUCCCCAAGAUAUACCGGACGAAAAUGACAGCUAACUGGCCACAAUAUCGAAUACCGACAGCACGAAAUCAUCAAGCAAGCCAAAUUGAUAUUUCGGCCUAUGCUGCUUCCACUCAACUUUCCAUGUCGGUUGUCCCUUGCACAGCAACUUCGCACCCUUCCACAGAUCGAUCUCUUGCCAUAACACCUAAUUAGGAGGGGGCCGAGCUUGGCUUUAUGCCAUCUCCAUC